Myriangium duriaei CBS 260.36 is the source of this 1039-nucleotide messenger RNA. NCBI's taxonomy places the organism in Eukaryota, Fungi, Ascomycota, Dothideomycetes, Myriangiales, Myriangiaceae. The record is from the annotation of a GenBank genome assembly.
GAGUGCUGGAUCAGGUCGCUCUGGACCGACGUCUGGUCUCUGUUCUACCUCGAUUCGUCCUAUAUCAUCUCCAAGGAUGGGAUUCGGGGUCUCCGUGUCUCAGUGCUGAUGCCACAAAUGGCUGCGUAGAGCAUCCAGGCCCCAUGGUGGAUUUUCCCCUGUACGUGAACAUCAUCAGCUUCAUACACCAUUCAGGGGGAUGGCGCAGGUAUAAAGAGCUCCCAUGGCCUGCAACCCGAAAAUUCGUGAUCAUGGACAAGCUUCAUAUCGGCGCUGUCACCCAGUCCCAAGCCACGGCUGCUACUGCGCUGUGGCAGCAGCUCGAUGACCUCGAGAACCUCUUCCAGAAAUACUCGACCAACACGGCCCAAGCCAAGUCUGUAGCCGAUUUUACCGCGUGCAGGCACAGUCUCAAGAAGAACUUUGGUUUCCACAUGGCAUAUGCAAAUGCCGAAAAACUGGCUCCUGCGCUGGAGGACUCGUACAACCGAUGUGUCAGGAACGAUAAGAACAGGUGGGAUGUGAUCCGGGCAAAGAUCAGGAGGGAUGAGACGCCGCAGGAGGCUGGAAGAUUGAUUGACAAGUUGGGUAACGUGCUUGCGAAUGUGGGCAUGGCUAUCGACAAGUUGGAGAGGGAGAUGCAGAAGGGUGCGGAACUGAUUCCGAGGAAGGAUAUCAAGUAAUCGUUCCUGUCCGUGUGCCUGAAUCGACUACAUGUAUAUUGAGACUGGAGGACUCCUGUCACAUGUCGAAAAUAGCUGAAGGCAAUACAUAACUUGAUUUUUUCCAGUGGUAUCUCAAGCUGAAAAAUAACGAGAUAUACGAACCGCGGUGUUCCCAUGUGCUCUAUUCCCGAGCUCUUGUCCUUUAUAUUCAAGGAUCUCCUCCACGCCGUCGAUGAUACAGACGCCAUUACCAGACGAUGCAACAUCCAACAGCAUAGCCAAGCUUUUGUGCAUCCAACAUUGAUCAACAAUGACUAGGGACAUCGAUUGCUCGAUCCUCUCUCCUUCUCUUCCCCAACCAGGUAUAGAAAAUC